UUGAAACAGCUAUGUCAUGUCAUUGUUAGCUGGGCAAACCCCAGAUGAGUUAUUUAACUAAGAGGAACACACAAAAAAAGAACAGUCAGUUGUGCUAUUGAGAAGGUUGAGGCAGAAGUUUACAAGGGCCACACUAUAUUUAACAAUGCAGAGCCAGGAGAAAAAAGAGAGCUCUGGUUCUCGGACAGCAGUGGUCAUCUGUGCUGUGGUUGUCACCCUGUUGCUUUCCGUACCUACUACAGCAUUACUUUCAUUGUAUUUUACUAGGGACAAUGCAAAGCAAAAUGCAUCUGUGCAGCAGAUCCAUGACGAAAAUUCCACACACGAGAAGUUCAGUGGUUCAGUAAAUCCAUCCUGGAUGAAAGUGAAUGCAGAGAAACCAGCAGCACAUCUCAUAGGAGUCGCUCCAAAAAAUAAGACACUGGUCCACACACACAGGAUACAAUGGCAAUCAACUGCAGGCCAUGCUUUCAUCAGGAAUGAGAUUCAGUAUUCUCCAAGUCACUCUAUCGUCAUUCCCCAGCAAGGGCUUUACUAUGUCUACUGUCAGGUUGGAUUCCGUGGAAAAGGAUGUCACAAAGGAAUCCCCUUCACACUGACCAAUCAGGUCUUCCAUGAGCAUGACUCCUACCCUCAACCAAUCCUGCUUCUUGCUGGAAUAGAGACUGUUUGUGGAAAUGAACAAUUUGCAAAGACAUGGUACACUGCCCUCACUCAAGGGGCGUUGGUACACCUGGACAAGAACCACCAUCUCUAUGUAAAUGUGAGCCAUCCUCUUCUAGUGAAUUACGAAGAUGGAAAAACAUUCUUUGGUGCUGUCCAAAUUUCAUGAGAAGGAGGUUACUUUUCAAGGUUCUGAUGUCAUAAAUGUGUAACCCCUUCACUUAACAUUGCAUUGUACUGCGAAAAUCAUAUCAAAUAGUAUUCAUAAUAAGCCUGGAUGUUGACUAAAAACUUUUAAAAGCAUUAUCACAUCUGUUGCUCCAAUUUAAAAAGUCUGCAGUGUGCUGGAAUAUUUUACUUAGCACUGUUUUACAAUGCAAUUAAAACUGAACAUCAUCUGCAAAA
Protopterus annectens (West African lungfish) is the source of this 1068-nucleotide messenger RNA. RefSeq names its product lymphotoxin beta (gene LTB). The coding region runs from base 146 to 832 and encodes 228 amino acids. Gene Ontology annotation, molecular function: CD40 receptor binding; tumor necrosis factor receptor binding. The transcript has 4 exons. NCBI's taxonomy places the organism in Eukaryota, Metazoa, Chordata, Ceratodontiformes, Protopteridae. Gene Ontology annotation, cellular component: membrane. The record is from RefSeq and is a predicted model, not a curated record. Gene Ontology annotation, biological process: immune response.